UCAAAAAUUCAUCGUGAUCGCAAUAUUCACAAUUCACAUAAAAUAAUCAAUUCUCAAAACCAAUUAACAUCAAAUGCCUAAUAAAUAAUGAAUAACGAUUAACGGUAGUAAAUACUAAAUAAUUACUAUAUUAUCUGUGUAAGUAAACUGCGUACAAAUUACAAUUUCCAAAAUCUGAUUUCUCUUGUUAUUAGCCAUUAUUCCGACAUUAACCAUUACCCAUUAGUCAAUCGUCAUUGGACAAUUCUCAUUAAUUAUAAUUUUUUUAUUUCAUGGAAGUCUUAUAAUUGACUAAAAUGACGAACGAAUAAUUAUAUAUUGCCUGAAUUCGAAAUUGCACAAAUGGAACAGUAUUUUCCAUCGAUUAACGAAGGUAAAAAGUAUGAGACCCGUUCCACAAUGGGUUCAAAAAUGAAAACGAACAAGAGUAUGUCAGGAAUUGUAAUCCGGAGCCAUAGAUCUCUUAUGAAUGAUGGAAUAUUAAUGAAAUCAGGAAUAGGAAAACCAUCAAUUUACCAUGCAUUGGUUAUUAUAUUCUUAGAGUAUUUUGCUUGGAGCAUACUAACUUUACCAAUAAUAUCAAAAUUAAAUAAUACAUUCCAAGAUCAUGCUUUGCUUAUGAACGGUAUUAUUUGGGGUAUAAAGGGUAUUCUAUCAUUCCUAAGUGCUCCAUUGAUUGGUGCCUUAUCUGAUGUUUGGGGACGAAAAUUAUUUCUAUUAUUAACAGUGUUUUUCACUUGUAUUCCAAUACCUUUUAUGUGUAUUGAUUCUGGGUGGUUUUUUGCCUUAAUAAGUGUUUCUGGAUUAUUUUCUGUUACGUUUUCCGUUGUAUUUGCUUAUGUAGCAGAUGUGAGUGAUGAAAAAGAAAGAAGUUGCUAUUAUGGCUGGAUAACUGGAACAUUUGGAGCCAGUAUGGUUUUUGGACCAGCUCUUGGUUCAUAUAUUAUGGAAAUUUACAAUACUAAUUUUGUUGUAUUUUUAGCAUCAUUAAUAGCACUUUUAAAUGUAUUUUUCAUUAUUGUUGCUGUACCGGAAAGUCUGCCACAUAAACAACGAACAUCUACUAAUUGUAUAUCUUGGAAAAAAGCAGAUCCAUUUGUUGCUUUGAGAAUGGUUGGUCGAGAUCGAACUAUAUUAAUAUUAUGCUUAACAGUAUUCUUGUCAUAUCUUCCUGAAGCAGGAGAAUACUCUUCAUUAUUUGUUUACUUGAGACUUGUUAUGGGAUUUAGUAUGUUCAAAGUAUCUCUACUUAUUGCUUUACUAGGACUAUUGUCUGCAGUUAUUCAAUCUGUUCUUGGCAUAAUAAUGAAAAUGAUGGGAGCUAAAUACACAAUAAUGAUAGGUUUGGUAUUUGAAAUCAUGCAACUUAUGUGGUUUGGAUUUGGUUCAGAAACUUGGGUUAUGUGGUCUGCCUGUUUUUUGGCUGCCAUUUCAAGUGUUACAUAUCCUGCUAUUAGUUCAUUUGUUUCCAUUUAUUCAGAUGCAGAUAAGCAAGGUGUGGUUCAAGGAGUAGUAACUGGAGUAAGAGGCCUUUGUGGAGGAUUAGGACCUGCAAUGUUUGGAUUUAUAUUUUAUUUAUUUGAUGUUAAUUUAAAUGAAGGAAUGCAAAUAGCUCAUACUACUCAUCAUUCACUUAAUAGUUCAGUCAUAAUUACACAUUUAAAGUAUAAUAUAAAUAAUAACCCAUCUUCUUCGAUGAUUCCAGGACCACCAUUUGUUUUUGGUUCACUACUUGUUAUGUGUGCAUUACUAGUCUCUGUUUUUAUUCCAGAAAAUGUUCCCAAUGGAUCGGACCAACGUCAUAAACAAAUAGGUUCUUCAACCCAAGUACAGUACCAAAUUGGUCGAAUAAAUGUUCAAUCCUACCUUUAAUUGGCUGUCUAAUCACAUAUUAUAUUUAGUGUUGGUUUCUUAUAAAAAGAACAAUAGUAACUACCUUUUGUGAUUUGUGUUAAAGCUUAUACAUAUUUAAAAUUUAUUUGUUCACAUUGAGUUAAACUUUACAUUGAAAGAAUAGUUACUAUACAUUUUUUUUUAAAUAAUUCCUAUGGAAGCUUUAUUUAAUUUAUUUAUAUGAUAAUUUAUUAUUUAUCAUAGUAUUAUACACAAGUUGUUUUAAAGCUUGUGCAUCCACUAUUAGUUAUAAAAGUAAAAUCAUGAUGUUUUUAUUCUAUAAAUGUUUCUCCAGUUAAAUAAACAUGAAUACAUUAAUAUUGUAUUAAUUAAAUUUGUGUAUACAUUACAUAUUUAAUAUUUUUAAUAAUUAAUUGGAUGAUGUUAAAUGAUAUAAUAAAAAUAUAUGCAUUAAAAAAAAAUCUAUUUAGUUGUAUAAAAUAAAAAUUAAGUAUUUUAAAGUAUACUGUUUAUCGUAUUAUACAUUUUUUGUCAUCAAAAUGUAUGUAUAUUAUGUUAAAUUUUUAUUUUACUUUUAACUUAUUUAUACUUUUGAUCUCUGUUAAGUUAGUUAAAAUUUUAAAAACAUUAUUAAGUUAUUAUGCACUCAAAUUACACCGCUCCUAUUUUCGUAGAUAUAAAUUAAUUGUGUAGUAUUGCGUCGAUUAGGAUUUGCAAGUUCCAUGUUAAAAUUGUAAUUUUAAUGUUUAAACGAUAAAUAAAAUCGAUUUAAUUGGCAA
This is a messenger RNA of Rhopalosiphum padi (bird cherry-oat aphid), 2633 nucleotides long. RefSeq names its product hippocampus abundant transcript 1 protein. Gene Ontology annotation, cellular component: membrane. Gene Ontology annotation, biological process: transmembrane transport. The record is from RefSeq and is a predicted model, not a curated record. The transcript is spliced from 13 exons. The coding region runs from base 343 to 1872 and encodes 509 amino acids. Gene Ontology annotation, molecular function: transmembrane transporter activity. NCBI's taxonomy places the organism in Eukaryota, Metazoa, Arthropoda, Insecta, Hemiptera, Aphididae.